Messenger RNA from Eublepharis macularius, 3827 nucleotides. It is a transcript of the gene HPS3, whose product is annotated as HPS3 biogenesis of lysosomal organelles complex 2 subunit 1. The transcript is spliced from 17 exons. Gene Ontology annotation, biological process: organelle organization. The record is from RefSeq and is a predicted model, not a curated record. The coding region runs from base 14 to 3037 and encodes 1007 amino acids. NCBI's taxonomy places the organism in Eukaryota, Metazoa, Chordata, Lepidosauria, Squamata, Eublepharidae. Gene Ontology annotation, cellular component: cytoplasm.
GCCAGCGGGCGGCAUGGUGCAGCUGUACAAUUUGCACCCGUUCGGUUCUCAGCAGGUCGUGCCCUGCAAGCAGGAGCCGGAGCUUUUCUGCUGCGGCCGCGAUGCGCUUCUGGUGGCCUGCGCGCCGGGCGCCUGCCGGGUGGAAGUCUUCGCCGUGGGCCGCUCGGAGCUCUGCGAGCCGCUCGGCUCUUUCAACACUUUGGGCCGGGUGCUGCGGAUGGCGUACAGCGAGGCGGGUGACUAUGUGGUUACUAUUGAGGAGAAAAACAAGGCCCUCUUCUUGCGAGCUUACAUGAACUGGAGGUGCUUGUCGUCUGGGAGCUCUCGCGUGUGCGUGCGGAUGUUGGGCCACAAUCCACAUGCAUCCUACCCUGAAGCUUCGAAAGAGCAGAUGUCCAUUAUAGAAAUGCCUCUUUCGGACCCUCCCUUGUGCUUCUCUUGCUGCCCACUCAGGGGAGAUCUCCUUGUUGCCUGCAAGAAUAAGCUAGUUUUGUUCAGCUUAAAGCAACUGGUGGUGAGCCAGGAUCUGUCUUUACUGGACUUUGAACUUUCCUUAAUUUUGCACGUACAAAAUGUCACCCCUGAAGAAGUGGCCUUUUGUGCUGGAUAUGUGGCCCUAACUGUAGAACUAGAAGUCCUGAUUCUCAAGCUGGAAUCAAGUGAGAAAGUGGCUAGAGGUACUGGACCACAUGGCUGUGAAUACGUAGUAAAAGAAAAGGUUGUUAAUGAUGGUGUGUUAGAAGAAGCAAAUUCAUCUCAGCAGCCUGACUCCGAUGAUUUUGUUAUCUGUCAGCAGCCUAUGGAGCUUCUCGGGGAAGAAAGCAAGUUAUGUGGAAUACCAGUUACUCUGGAGUCGACAGGUUUAGUUGGUGAGAACCCACACUUUCAAAUGCGAUAUGUUCUAUACAGGCGGUUUGCUCCAGAUCUGUCUUCAUUUGUCUUCUCCUCUGAAGAAGCUAGGCUGCAUUCUCUUCAGUUGCUACCUAUGUAUGAAACAGGGAGUUCUGUGAAAGCUGAGGGAAGAGAGACGGCCAAGCGAGAGCUGCUGAGUCUUUUCUGUUUUUUCUCUCUGCCUCACGUUGGGUACCUCUAUGCAGUUGGCAACUUAGUAGAACUGAUUUCUACUUACCAGUAUUCAGAGAAGUCCCGACAGGCUGUUCUCACACCCCAGUUCCUACAUGUCAUCACAAGUAAUAACCUGCAGUGCUUUACCGUAAGAUGCAGUGCAGCAGCGGCUCGUGAUGAAGAUCCAUACAUUGAUACAACCCUGAAGGCUUGUCCCCCUGCUCUGUUGGAUGUUUGUACCUUGAGAAUGCAGCUCUUCAUAGGGCUGAAAGCUAUUUCUCAUUUCAAGAAUCAUAUCAUCGUUUUGACAAAGGCAGAAGCUGAAGAUCUAACGGAGAAAAAAAAAUCUUCAAGAAGACUCCUCUCACGUAAGACUGAUAACCAGCCCAGGGUUCCACCAGAAUUUGAACCCGGCUGGAAUUUGUACAUCGUUAGCACAACUUCUACUCUUCAACUUUAUAGAGAAAUGGUUGACUACAGCAAGAUCUAUGAAAAUGUGAGAACAGAGAGUUGCAUCCAUCUUCUGAGCGAAGCUCACUUGUUAGUUAGGACAGCUUUAAUGGAUCCUGAUCUAAAGGAAUCGGAAGAGAGGGAAGACCUCCUCAUGGCUUUUCGGGAAAGUUGUGCUCUCCUAGGAGAUUGUUAUAGCAGGUUUGAUACCAAAGACUUCCACCUCACGCUGCCUUAUUACAAAAUGUCUGGUCUAUCUGUGACUGAAAUUUUGAAGAGGGUAGAUUUGAGCUCUGAGGAUGAAGCACACAAGUAUGGAAAGGGGUUUAUAUUUUACUUGCAACAUGCCCUUUAUGAAGACACAGACGAGGAGCUGAGUGAAGAUUUGGCAGCCAAAGUGCUGCGAAUAUUCUACCUUGCCGAGCCUAACCAGAUGCCCCACAUCAUCUGCAGUCCGUGCACCAAAAAUGUAUGUCCUAAAAUGGCGAUGGACUAUCUGCAGAAGGUGGAAGAAGUGGUGCCGUCUGUGGUGGUGAAACUCUGCAAGGCUUCUCUGGCUCUGAAAAUGGGAGAUCAAGACAGAUGCCAGAAAGAGCUGGACAGCUAUGCCGAGUUGAUGCAGGUGUGUGGUUUUAUUGUGGAGCCAAGACUCCUGAGACAGCAAAUUAAAGGGCAGAUUAUUCCAACUGAACUUGCUCUCCACCUGCGGGAGACGAGGCCUGGAUUUCUCGUGGCUUCAGUACUGGCUUUACAUGAGAACAGUAAAAUGGAAUUGGAAGAAGCAGACUCUUACAUCAAGAUGCUGAGUGCCAAAGAUGAAGACGCUGUUCCACAGCUCUUAGUGGACUUCUGGGAAGCUCUCCUUGUAGCUUGCUUCCAGGAAGAAGUGGUGCGGGAACUGCAAUUUAAACUUGCUUCGCAGUAUGUUAGGAGGCUGUGCAAGAAGCAGCUGCCUGAUACUAAGCCACUGAAAACCACAGAAGAUCUGAUAAAUUCCUGUGGGCAUUACGGACUUAUUUUUCCUUGGAUUACAUUCAUGAUGUCAUUAGCACCUCCUGCUGAACAGAACUUCUCUGAAGACCUUUCAAAAUUACAGUCCCUCUUAUGUAGCCCACACAUUGAUAUAACUUCCAUCCUGCCGUUUUUGGAAACUCUUCCCGAAGAGACUGUUUCUGGUCUGAGCAUCCAUAUUCUUUGCAAUACGCGGUUAGGGCAGUACGAGACGGCCAUCGAGAGGCUGCUGGAGAGGUGUCCUGCCGCAGUCGUCCCUUAUGCCCAGCAUGAGUUGAAAGAUGAGCAUCAGGCGCUCUGGUGGCAAAAACUCCUUCCUGAGCUCUGUAGAAGAACCAGACAUGCCGGAGACAACUAUCCUGUCCUGCUCUCUUCCCUGAAAGAAACAUUAUCUGUCCUGGCCAUGGAACUGGAACUGAGGGACUUCUUAAAUGUGCUACCAAAAGAUGGCAAUGCAGCUUUUUUCCUGCCACACCUCCUUCAGUGCAGCAGGAGGAGACAAGUGACGUGAAUGCCACAAGAAGCAGCGUAUGAGCUUCAGUAAACGUAGCAAGAAAGCUUUCCGAGGAAUGGACUGAAAGACCUUUCUUCACAAGGCAGUGAUAAAUGAAAUGGCCUCUGUCGUGUAUCACUCAGAGUUCCUCCAACUGAAGUGGCUUUUCCGCUUGAAGAAAAGCCACUUGAGUUGGAGGAAAGGUUUCAAACACUGCUGAAUGGUGGGAUACAGGCCAAUAGGUCGAGGGUGUUACAGCAAUGUGUUAGGGUGUUACAUAGGAAGAGUAGGGUUUACUCUUUGCCUGGGUCACGUGUGGCUUGACAGUCAUGUGAAGGACGGUCAUAACCUUGACACAGAUUUGUAAAGCAUCUUUUUUACUUCCACUGAUUGUGGUUACUACAUCCCAGUGCUUUAGAACUUGGUUUACAAGUGAGCUGGGCGAAAAACUGCAGAAAGCUGGGCAAAAUACUUCAGAUAGGUAAGCAGUCCAAGUACACUUACAUACUAGGGAUACAACUUAAAAAAAAAACAUUUUUGUGAACAUCAGUGUCUGGUAUAGUUAUGUCCAAUCACCCUAUCAGGAAUGUUUCCAUGCCCAAGGGGGAAUAAGCGGCUGAAAAUGCAACUCUGAUUUGCAGUGUGUGUGUUAGAGGAGUUUGCAGAAGAUUGUAUGCAGAAUGGCCUAUUUCUGAUUCAAGAGAGAACUAUUUCUAAGGAGCUGUCUCUCCAGUUCGGUUGCAAGAACCAGUCAGUGAGGCUGUUUUAAGCAUUAGAUCAGAUCUUUUUUCUUCCUCUUGACAAUAAU